Molecule: messenger RNA, 936 nt
Organism: Camellia sinensis
Lineage: Eukaryota; Viridiplantae; Streptophyta; Magnoliopsida; Ericales; Theaceae
Product: RING-H2 finger protein ATL8
Source: RefSeq, a predicted model, not a curated record
GAUUGCACAAAUCAUAAUAGUAUGUGGUAAUGAGACGAGACUAGUAAGCUAAAAAAACCCUUGGGUAUUAGCAGAACCCCCACACACUCUCCACAUGAGUCUUCCUCUUCGUUCAAGACUUCUCGGCGACGUGAAUUCGUCCCCUAAUAACCAAUCCAACUCGCCGGGUCCCCAAACCGUCGAUUCCGACUUCGUCGUCAUUCUCGCCGCCCUACUCUGCGCACUAAUCUGCGUUCUCGGCCUCGUCGCCGUUGCUCGCUGCGCCUGGAUCCGCCGUAUCUCCGCCAGAUCCGCCGCUCCUCAUCUGCCUCCCAACAAAGGCCUCAAGAAGAAAGUCCUCAAUUCGCUUCCCAAACUCACUUACACGUCCGACGAUGCCGCUAAAUUCUCCGAUUGCGCUAUUUGCUUGACGGAAUUCGUCGCCGGAGACGAAAUCCGAGUGUUGCCUCAGUGCGGCCAUGGAUUCCAUGUCCAAUGCAUAGACAUGUGGCUCGGAUCUCAUUCGUCGUGCCCGUCGUGUCGUCAGAUUCUGGUGGCCGGAAUGUGUCAGAAGUGCGGCGGAUUGGCGCAGUGUUCCGCCGCCGGAGCUGAGACCGGGGUCAGGCGAGAGCAACGUAGAAUUGACGGUGUGAACAUGUUCUUGCCAUAGCUUUAAAGGUUAUUUUUCACUUUUAUAUUAUAGAACUUGUUCUGAAAUCAUCAUCAUCAUCAUCAUCAUCAUCAUCAUCAUCAGGAGUCUAAGUGUAUAUGAUGUAAAUUAUAGUAUAAAAUAUGUUUGUAGUAGCAUGAUGUUCUGACUAAGCUGUGUUCGUAUGAACUAAGAAAGGCUGUAAAAAUUGUGUAGAAAUGAAGGUGAUUGAAGUUUAUCAUUCUUGGCCUUGCUAUACCUCUGUGCUUCAAACUCACUCUGCUAUGGCCUUUUGGCUGUUACACUUU